Messenger RNA from Trichoderma harzianum CBS 226.95, 837 nucleotides. RefSeq lists its product as hypothetical. The record is from RefSeq and is a predicted model, not a curated record. The transcript has 2 exons. Lineage: Eukaryota; Fungi; Ascomycota; Sordariomycetes; Hypocreales; Hypocreaceae. The coding region runs from base 139 to 756 and encodes 205 amino acids.
UCACCAGCUGCUCACAACAUACAUAACUUUUCUCAAUCAUUUUCAACUUCUUUCUAAUUCAUCUUUCCUUUUCAUUAUCAUCUCUCUACUUCCCCAAGAAAAUCUUUCCCGCAACACGCUUCCGCUACCGAGCCCAUCAUGAAUAGCCCAGUUUCUGAGAAAGAGGCGUUGCCUCUCCAGGACAAACCCGAGAAUCUCACUGGCCAGGAUGGAACCAGCAGUCCAAUUUCAGAAUCCACCGAUUCAAAUCUCCAAGAUGAAUCCGACGAUUCGUCCGAACCUAUCUGGGUGCGAAGGGCUUUGGCUGCUGGAAGGACUCCGUUGCCCAGUUCUAGGCCACCGAUCAAAACACUCGAACUGCAUAUCGCCGAUUCUGACAGAACAAUACGCGAAUCAUCAUAUGAUUCCCAAGAAACCGUUGUUGAACAACCUCCUGCGCAAGAACAGAAGCAGACUGCGAAAGGCAAAGUUCGUUCCCCUUCCAAUAAUGGUAGCCUAAAUGCAAAGAAAUCUAACGCCCGGUCAAAGAAACAGAAUGCACGCGCGUUUGUGACAAUGGAGCCCAUUAUCUGUCACAGGAUUCAAAGAAAGAAGUGGAAACCGAGUGAGAUUGAAAGUCUUAUUAGAAUGAGAGAGGACAAGAUGAGCUGGGUGUUGAUUGCGGAGGCAUUUUCCAACAGAACCGUUGCAAGCGUCCGCCAGACCUUUUUCAAGUAUAAACCCCAGUCUCAUGGCAUGGAAUCGGGCGAGAAUUGAAGAUGAAUGGACACAAUCUUCCGUGGACGGCUAUUGGAAAUGGUGUCGCUCCAUGACUGUUCUCUGUAUCUUGGAUUUACC